Messenger RNA from Dipodomys ordii (Ord's kangaroo rat), 2380 nucleotides. RefSeq names its product zinc finger protein 182-like. The record is from RefSeq and is a predicted model, not a curated record. NCBI's taxonomy places the organism in Eukaryota, Metazoa, Chordata, Mammalia, Rodentia, Heteromyidae. Gene Ontology annotation, molecular function: DNA-binding transcription repressor activity, RNA polymerase II-specific. The transcript is spliced from 6 exons. Gene Ontology annotation, biological process: negative regulation of transcription by RNA polymerase II.
AAAAUUGGAGCACCUAUAAAAUAUGAGGGAAAAAUAAUUAUUUCUUUGUGUAAAAGUUAAAACCGUGCUUCUAGAGUCUUCUGUUCAUUGUCAGCAGCAAGACAGAAUGAAUGGAUCUCUGAAGCUGAUUUCAUUUGAUGAUGUGGCUGUGGACUUCACCUGGAAGGAGUGGCAGCAUCUGGAUCCUGGUCAGAGGACCCUUCAUAGAGAUGUAAUGCUGGAGACCUAUAGCAACCUCAUGUCCUUGGGGCACUGUGUACCUAAACCAGAAUUGAUUGUGAGGCUGGAACAAGGUUCAGAACCAUGGAUAAGAGAAGCCUCAGACGAGAAUUUCACAAAUGUUCCACAAAUGGAAGAUGUGAUUAACACCUGCCAGGAAAGUCACAAUAAAUAUCUCUCUGAAGUAGCAGUCAUGAAUAGUAACCCAGGGGAGGAAAAAGUGAGACUUAUAAAAAGUUUUAAUUUGAGCUCAAAACAGAAGUCAGAACUGAUUAAGUAUAAUGGGAACUCCUUAGGAAUGAGGACAGAAAAGGUCACUGGGAGUCAGAACAUGAGUGUUUUCAGUGAAACUGGUAAGGUGUAUGCUGUAUAUAGUCCUCAUUUCUCUUCUGUAGUUGAAGAAUAUAAACAAUGUAAAAGGCCUUUCACCGAGAAGACACACCCUAUUGUCCCUCAGAGAACAUACACAGGAGAGAAACCAUACGAAAGUAAAAUGUGUGGAAAGAUGUUCACCAGUAAGGCAUAUCUUACUGUCCACCAGAGAAGACACAAAAAUGAGAAUCUUUUUGAAUGUAACAUGUGUGAAAUGUCUUUUACCUCGAAGUCAAACCUAACUCUCCACCAGAGAACGCACACAAGAAAGAAACCUUAUGAAUGUAACAUUUGUGGAAAGUCUUUCACCUGGAAGUCAAACCUCACUAUCCACCAGAGAACACACAGAGAAGAGAAAACUUAUGAAUGUAACAUGUGUGGAAAGUCUUUCGCCAAAAAGGCAUGCCUUACUAUCCACCAGAGAACACAUACUAGAGAGAAACCUUUUGAAUGUAACAUGUGUGGUAAGUCUAUCACCCAGAAAUCAAAGCUUACUGUUCACCAGAGAACACACACAAAAGAAAAACCUUUUGAAUGUAACAUGUGUGUUAAGUCUUUCACCCAGAAGUCAGCUCUCACUGUCCAUCAGAGAAAACACACAGGAAAGAAACCUUAUGAAUGUAACAUGAGUGGAAAGUCUUUCAUCCGGAAGUCAGGGCUUACUGUCCACCAGAGAAGACACACAGGUGAGAAACCUUUUGAAUGUAACAUGUGUAAAAUGUCUUUUGCGUGGAAAUCAAGCCUUACUGUCCACCAGAGAAGACACACAGGAAAGAAACCAUAUGAAUGUAACAUGUGUGGAAAGUGUUUCACCAAGAACUCAAACCUUACUGUCCACCAGAGAACACACACAGGAGAGAAACCUUAUGAAUGUAAUAUGUGUGGAAAUUCUUUCACCAAGAAGUCAAACCUUACUGUCCACCAGAGAACACACACUGGAAAGAAACCUUAUGAAUGUAACGUGUGUGGAAAGUCUUUCACCCAGAAGGAACACCUUUCUGUCCACCAGAGAACACACACUGGAAAGAAACCUUAUGAAUGUAACGUGUGUGGAAAGUCUUUCACCCAGAAGGCACACCUUACUGUCCACCAGAUAAUACACACAGGAAAGAAACCUUAUGAAUGUAACAUGUGUGAAAGGUCUUUUACCUGGAAGUCAAACCUUACUGUCCACCAGAGAACACACACAGGAAAGGAACCUUAUGAAUGUAACGUGUGUGGAAAGUCUUUCACCCAGAAGCUACACUUUACUAAGUCAAACCUUACUGUCCAACAGAGAACACACACAGGAAAGAAACCUUAUGUAUGUAACGUGUGUGGAAAGUCUUUCACCCAGAAGGUACACAUUACUGUCCAUUAGACAACACAUACAGGAGAGAAACCUUAUGAAUGUAACUUGUGUGGAAAGUCUUUCACCAAGAAGUCAUACCUUACAGUCCAUCAGAAAACACACACAGGAAAGAAACCUUAUGAAUGUCAUAUGUGUGGAAAUUAUUUCAGCCAAGAGCUACAAGUUACUGUCCACCAGGGAGCACACAGAGGAGAGAAAUUUUUUGAAUGUAAGCUUGUGGAAAGUCUUUCACCCAAAACAUACACCUUUCUAUCCGUAAAACACCCACCAGAGAGAAAUGUAUGUAGCAGGCAUGGAAAUUCUUUCACCUGGAAGGCACAACUUAACAUCCAUCACAGAACACAAGGAGAGAAAACUUAUGAAUGCAACCAGUGUGGAAAGACCUGGAGGUCACAGCUUAACACACAUAAGUUGAUUCACACAAAUGAAAUAACUUAG